AUGUCCGCAAAAGAAGUAAAUCCUGGGUUAGAAGCAGAAGAAUCGCUUUUGUAUUCAGCCAGGCAUGGAGAGCUGCAAGUAGUAAAAGCUCUCCUAGAUGCUAAAAAGGAAGGAAAGCUGAGAUUAGACAUUAAUUGCAAAGGUAAAGCUAAGGGUAAUUUAGGAUGGACUCCGCUUCACUUGGCCACCUAUUUCCGUCACGUGGACGUCGUCGAAGCUCUCUUAGACGCUGGCGCCGAUGUAGAUGAAGUCAACGACAGUGGCGACACGGCCUUACACAAGGCUUCGUUUAUUGGAAACGAGGAGUUAGUGAUUCUCCUCCUAAACUACAAAGCCGACGUCAAUAUAAUGAAUGGUGAAGGACGAACGGCAACAGACGUUUGUAAGACGCAGGAUGUCCAGAGGUUGUUGGAAGCAGCUCGACUUGCAGAGAGACGAGAUAGAGAAAGGAAGCUGUUGAAUGCUGCGAGGGAGGGGAGAGUCGAAGAAUUGCAAGAGUUGUUAAGCAGUCCAAACCCUCCGAAUAUAAACUGCGUAGACGCACAAGGCAAUACGUGUUUGCAUUGCACGGCGUACAGAGGGCACGCGCGAGUCGCCGUUUUAUUACUAGAAAAUGGAGUGGACACAACAUUAAGGAAUAAUAGCGGACAAUUAGCAAUAGACAUGUCGAAAGACAAUGAGAUGAGAGAGGUACUGAGUGUGAGGCCGGCGCAGAGGCUGCAAAGGACCGCCGCGCGCUUUGAAGGCCCUCUACUAAAGCGCUCUAGGUUCCUAGGGUGGAGGCCUAUAUGGGCAGUACUCCAACGCGGCGUUCUACUGUACUACGGGUCCCGCGCCGAGGCCGCCCGGGAGAAGGGCAGGUGGAGAGACCGCAAGUACUUGGAUGGGGCUAAACUGUCCGCGCCGGACACCGAACCCGCACUCAUGUUGGUGGCCUUCAGUGACGGUGACAAUCAUAGGCUAGCCGUGCCGCAAGGGGAAAACGUAUCGGCUGCUAGACAGUCAUGGAUAACAGCUUUCAAAGAGCAUAUAGCGUAUUCUGGACACUACCUGUGGGCGGGCGCGGCCCCCGACACCGCGCGGGAGGCCGUUGAGGACUUGGAGGACGAUUGUAAGCCGUUAGGAUCGAUGCAGGACGCCUUGACGAACGCGACGAACAACCUGGCGCUGCUUGACACGCAGCUGCGCGAGUGCGCCGCCAUCCUCGCCGCGCUCGACAAGAGCGUCACCGUCGGCAACGCGUUGCACCACUCCGCCUACAUGAGGUUCCAGCACGCGUGCGGCACGGGGCAGGCGGCGCUGGCGGCGCUGAAGCACUGCGCCGCGCUCGUGGCGCAGGCGCGCGACCGCGACCGGCACGCGCUCGCCACGCAGAUAGAGAGGAACAGGGUGUUGGAGGAGGCGCUGGCGGCGCUCGCCAGGACGCACCAUGCUCUGGAGAUGUCUGUGGCUGAAGAACUCACUAAGAGUAAACGAAAGAAAAAGAUAUCGCAAUCUACGAACGAUUCGAAAGAGAAUUUCUUCGAUAUAUAUGAUGAUUCGGACGAGGACGACACGCUGGUGACGGCGGGGCUGUCCAGCCCGCUGGGCGCGCUGAGCCCGUGGGGCAGCCCCGAGCUGGCGCGCCGCUACGACCUGCCCGACGACCUGCUCGACGGUGAAAGAACACCAACGAACGAUGACCGAGACGUGUUCUUCCGCCGCCUGUCCCCAUCCCCCUCCGGCUCGGGCUCCCCGUCCUCCCCCAGCUCCCCGCGCACGGCGCUGAGCCCCGCCAGCUCGCGCGGCACGCUGGUGUCGCAGGGCGGACACGUGUACAGGAACGCCAGGCCCUACAGGAAGAACACCAAGCCCAGUUCCAAAUGGUCGCUA
This is a messenger RNA of Brenthis ino (lesser marbled fritillary), 1872 nucleotides long. Lineage: Eukaryota; Metazoa; Arthropoda; Insecta; Lepidoptera; Nymphalidae. The record is from the annotation of a GenBank genome assembly.